GAAGCUCUGCGUAUGUCCGACUCUUUGCUCGUCCAGAGACUUCGCCCUGUGCUCCCUCCGACUGGUAUAUCCAUUCACGAAAGCAACCCCCGACGCGUCCGGAAUCCCUCGAGUCUUCACGAAGACGGCAGCCAGGACCGAGACGUUCACGCGUGUCGUUCUCUGCGGCAAGAUUCACCCCUCGUUUCUUCCGCGACGAGAAGGGGCGGCGUUCGUUCCGGGCGACUUCGUUGGAAACGCGUGCUGGAAGCCAACGCGAUCAAUCCCGCGACGUCGAUUGCACCCCGAGCUCGAUACCGCGGACUCCUAGCCAACGAUCGAUUGAUUUUUCCGACGAUAUUCAAGAAGAGAGUUAAAAGUGUUUUUUCGGGGCCAAAGCAGCCCGGCAAGCGAAGAGGCUCCGGGAUCAAAGCAACAGCAGGAAGACAUGGGCCCGAUGCCGGAGGCUUCAGGAUCUGGGAUGACGACCGACGAGGAUGAUUACUCGACUUUCGAGAAUAAAACCGGCCUGGCCGAGGACAUGAAGUUUUUGGCGAGUAUGCCGGAGCUCUGCGACGUGACAUUUCUCGUCGGUGACACCAGGGAGCCAGUUUGCGCUGUAAAAGCUGUGCUCGCGGCCAGAAGCAGAGUCUUCCAUAAAAUGCUAUAUCAAACACCGAGUCCGCAGCGCAAAAAGGAGCCGCCGGCGCGAGAAAACAAGAUUCGGCUCUUUCUCAAGCGCAGCUCUGAGCCGCUGUUAAAUUUGCAGAACGCCGCUCAACAGCGGUCAGGGUUCACGCAGCAACUGGCCCCCAUCCAAGAGCCGCAAUCACAUCAGCAUCAUACGCUGAUUAUCGAGGAGUUCGAGCCCGAUGUCUUCCGGCAGCUGAUCGAGUAUAUUCACACGGGAUGUGUGACAUUACAGCCUAGAACCUUGCUUGGAGUCAUGAACGCCGCCGAUUAUUACGGAUUGGAUGAGCUUAGACGAGCAUGCUCAGGCUUCGUUCAAUGUUGCAUAACCGUUGAUACAGUCUGCGCUCUGUUAGCAUCAGCGGAACGUUAUAUUCAGUAUAAAUGCACGAAAACCUUGGUUCAGAAGGUACUGGAGUUCGUCGAUGAGCAUGGCAAUGAAGUACUAAAUUUAGGGUCCUUCACGUUACUGCCGCAACACGUUGUCCGCUUGAUCCUGGCCAGAGAAGAACUACGUGCAGAUGAAUUUACGAAAUUUCAGGCCGCACUGAUGUGGAGUAAAAAGUAUUGCGACAACAAUCAAAAUACACCGUUGAAAGAUGUAAUUGGUAACUUUAUCGAGUAUAUACAGUUUCACAAAAUUCCGGCUACCGUGUUGAUGCAAGAAGUGAAUCCGUUGGGAUUAGUGCCACCAGAGAUCAUCAUGAACGCAUUGGCUUAUCAGGCAGACCCAACCAGUGUUGACCCCAGAAAAUUCUCUCCCCACAGAGUGAGGAGACAGGGUCGCAGCAUGUCGGUCCAGUCAUCACUGGAUCCGUAUGGCAGCAUCACGACCUUGAGCUCGAGCGGCUCCGACGCCGGAUCGGAUCAGAAACAAAAUUCUGGUAGCAACUAACCUCAGGCCACGGCCGCACUGAU
This is a messenger RNA of Wasmannia auropunctata (little fire ant), 1587 nucleotides long. RefSeq names its product serine-enriched protein. The coding region runs from base 428 to 1564 and encodes 378 amino acids. Gene Ontology annotation, molecular function: protein binding. The transcript is spliced from 10 exons. The record is from RefSeq and is a predicted model, not a curated record. NCBI's taxonomy places the organism in Eukaryota, Metazoa, Arthropoda, Insecta, Hymenoptera, Formicidae.